UCUUAUAGGUCACGAGUAAACACACGCUGAAUCUCUCAGAUUGGCGUGAAUUCCUUAAAAUAUGCCAAGUUUGUAGGGUUACUACUUGUAGUUUUUUCCGGCCGUUCAGGCACUUUUCCCCUUAAAAUGAUUAAGAACCGUAAUCGCUUUGCUUGCUCCCAUAAAGUUUUAUUUUGGUUUCAGUUCGUCAAACUUUUUAUCGCGAGUUCGACAAUGUAGUUUUAUUACUCAAUUUUAUGUUUAAUCAAAUUUUAUCAGUUUCAAGAUACAGCAUUUUUUAUUUAUUUCGAGGCUUAGUUUAUGUGAAUUUUAUCUUAACUACUUUUGAAACUGGAUUUUGCUAAGGAUUCGCUGUUUACAAUUGUGGAAAAUGAAUAAAUAUUUAGAUGGAACAAAAUCUUAAAGAAAUAAAAGCUCUACCAGAUGACUUCAGUUUUCCAGUUUCAUUAAGUGAUGUUAAAACAGAAGAUGUAGCCAGUAGUGAUCUUAGUUAUCUUGCAAUAUCAACAUCCCUGCCAAAACUAAAUAAAACUUAUGAAGCCUGUAAGAAAGAGAAUGAAUCUGAGAAAAUUUGCCAAGAUCUUAAAUAUCAUGAUAGGGAAAGCUAUGUGUCACAAAGAGACCGCAAAAUAGGUAUUGGUCUUUUUAAUAUCAAUGAGAUUGAAGAUUUACCACCAAGACAUAAAAAGAAAGUUGUUUCAGCUUAUGAGAAAUUAAGAUCAUAUGAGAUUUAUUUGCUAAGUAAGAAGUCUGAGUCUAAUGCCUCUAGUAUAUCACCUCCUCCAGGAUUUUUUGAUCCUAAAACUGAUCGUGAUAGUACUUGUUUAGUAUCUAAAUCAACCAAAAACCUGAAUAACUCCAUUUCAAAUUUGCCAAAAGUAAAAGAAACUCAAGAACAUUCUUUUAACAAUAUGCUUACAGAAUCUCAGAGUGAUAAGUUUAGUAACGACCAUAUUUAUAAUACAUCAAAACCUAAAUAUACGAACAACAGUUGUGAAAAUAUGCAUCAAGAAAAUCAUUCUCAAAUAAAGAUGAAAACACGACGUUUUGAAUCUCAUAAAAAGUCAACAAAUAACUGUGAUGCUUUUAACACCUUAGUUCCUAGUGACAGCGCUAUGCAAUCUACACAUCACAAACAUAAAUGUUCAUUAAAAAACUGUGAAACUGAUCCUGACAUUGAUCACAUAAGAGAUGGCUCUGAGAAGUCAGCAGUAUCUAUUGACCGUAGAGAAAGGAAUAAUCAUUAUUUUCAUGCAAAUCAUGUUUACAAUCCGUCAACACAAUAUGGUGGACAGAAUGAAGACUUAGAUGUAAAAAAUUGUGAGGAUUAUGAAAAUAGUAAGAAAAAUAGUAAAUUAAAAGUUAGUAGAGAUACUAAUUUUCAAAGCAAAAAUGAUCGGUCAAACCUUAACAGAAACCACUAUAGAACUCAGAAAUCUAAGUCAAAAUAUUCUAUUGGUGAAACAAACCAAAAUUCAAAACAGUAUACAACUAAAGAAAGUAAGCAUGAGGAAUCUUACCAUAGCUUUGGUUGUGAGGAUACUAACUUAUCAUUUGCUACUGAAAGUAAUUCCGAUAAUGCUAAAAAAGAAAGUAGUCAUUAUGAUAGUGGCACAUUUAGCAAUAGGUCUAACCUUGCCAAUAAAAGUACCAAGCAAACUUCUGAAACUAUCGAUUUAAAAAAAAUAUAUUCAGAUAAAGAAUGUUAUAGAUCAAAUCAUUCUCGGAAUGAAAAGUUUGAAGGGAAAUGUUUAAAUUUUUAUCAAAACCCAGAUACAAACAGGGGAAUUCCUUGUCGAAAAAGGCAUUCAAGCGAUUUAUCAAACACUUCUUACUCUGCCUUAAGUGACAAAAACUUCAAAGGUAAAUGUAAUUAUGAGCAACAGUCAACAUAUUCUGAUCAGAAAGAUGAAAAUUUUUACUCUCAAUCAGCAAGUCAAAAAACUCGUCCUUCUAAGCAAGGUAUUUUAAGUUCAGACCUUUCUCAAAUUUUCAGGGACAUCGAUAGAGUUAAAGCUAGAGAAGAAACAAAAAUUGAUGCCAAAAGAAUGCUUAGGGUUAAAGAUGAAGGAUUUUUCUUGCAUAUUUCUAUAUUUGAGCCUUCUAAUAGUUUAGAAAUGUGGGAAACAUUUUUCAAAAAACAUCUCAAAAUGGAAAAUUUUGAAGUGAGUAAGUGCUGUGAUUUUACUGAGUCUGUAAUUCUUAGUUUUAAUAAUAUUAAAAAUGCUCAUCAAGCUCAUUUUCUACUUUAUAAAUUAAAACAUAAAACGAAAGAUACUUCUAAGCGCUUGAUUAAAUCUUUGAGUAGUAUUAAGAGACAUCUGAUUAAACCUUGUAUGUGUGAAAAUGAUGUUAUUGAGCAUUGUGAUAAAUAUUUUGAUGAAUUUGCUGCUAAAUAUAUCAGUAUUCAAAAAGCGAAAAUCAAUGCAGUUAUAGGUGAGUUAAAUUCAUUACAGAUUUCAAAGUCUAAUAUUGUCAAAGAGGAAAAAUAUUUAAGCUUAAAAGAUACUCUUGAUAAUUUAAAAGCUAUGGAGAUAGUAUUUCUAAACUGUUUAAGGAAGACUAAGAACGCUGCAGAGAAGUUAAAGAAAGUUGAAGUUGAUGGUUCUAUGUCGGACUUCAUGGAAUUAAAGCUAAAUUUUUGUAAAGAAUGUAACUCUUUCGAGAGAGGUUUACCUAUAUAUUCUCAAAAAGAUGUUAUUCUCAAUGCCAUUAGAAACUUUCCUGUGACUGUUAUUGUUGCCGAAACUGGGUCAGGAAAAAGCACACAGUUAACUCAAUAUCUUUGGCAAACUUAUUUUGUUAAUUAUGGUUCUAUUAUUUGUACUCAACCUCGAAAAAUAGCGGCAAUUAGUAUUACUAAGUUUGUAAGUACUCAAAUUGGAUCUUCAGUUGGAAAAGAAGUAGGAUAUGAUGUUGGAAUUGAAAAGAAGUUUGACAAUUCAACUAAGAUUAUUUAUAUGACUGAUUAUGCCUUAUUGAGAAAAUGUUUACGAAAUAGAAACUUAAGAGGAAUUUCCUCUGUUAUUAUUGAUGAAGCUCAUGAGCGAACUCUUUAUACAGAUUUAUUACUUGGCUUGUUGAAACAGUGCUUAGCAUGUAGACCUGACUUGAGAAUUAUCAUAACUUCAGCAACUAUAAAUCCCUCUGUAUUUAUUAAAUAUUUUAAUCUACCUGAUGGUGCAGUUAUAAAUGUUCCUGGGCGUGCACACCCCGUUAAAGUAAUCUGGUCUGAGCAUAAUAUAAGUGGAAGAAAUACGUAUGUAAGCGAAUGUGUCAAAACUGCUGUUCGGGUGCACAAAAGAGAACCCAUUGGAGAUAUUCUAGUGUUUUUGACAUCGCCUGCAGAAAUCGAUGAAGCUAUUUUAUUAUUUAAGGAAAUGUGUGCUAAAGAGAACAUGUCAGAACUUAUGAGUUUGCAUGGUAAAUCGGAUGUAAAAGAUCAAAUGCUUGUUUUUGAAACCAAUACUAAUGGCAAGCGUAGGAUUAUUUUUGCAACAAAUGCUGCUGAGACUUCAUUAACUAUUCCUGGCAUUAAAUAUGUAAUUGACAGUGGAAUGGCUAAAGAGAUGAUAUUUUACCCAGAAAAAAAUAAAAGUUGCUUAAUGCCAACUUUAAUUAAUAAAAGUUCUGCUGAACAGCGAAAAGGUAGAGCUGGACGCACACAACCAGGUGUUUGCUAUCGUCUAUACAGUAAAAAGGAUUACGAAAGUAUGCCAGAAAGAGCCCUUCCAGAGUUGCUGAAGACAGAUUUACUUAAUGCAUUAUUGAAAGUUUAUGAAUUUGGUAUUAAACCCAGUAGCUUCGAUUUUGUUGAAUCUCCAUCAAAAGAAGCCAUAGCAAGCUCAAUCGAAUCAUUAGAGGUUUUAGAAUUGAUUGAAAAUAAUGAAUUAACUGAGUUAGGAAAGCAAGUUGUUCAACUUUCUAUUGAACCUAGACUUGCUAAAUUUAUUCUAUUAGGUGUUGAAUCUGGCAUGGGUCAUGAAGCUGCUAUAAUUGCAGCUCUAGUUUCUGAAGCGGGAAGAAUAUUUUUAAAAUUUGAUGACAACAAGGAAAUAGCUGAUCAAAGGAAAAAAAAAUUCUGUCAAAAAAACGGUGAUCUAUGUACUUUUUUAGAAAUCUAUAAAAGAUGGCUAGAAGUGCCCCAAACAGAUCGAUUUAAUUGGUGUGUUUCAAACUAUGUAAGCUCCAAAGCAUUAAACUCUGCUCGCAAGACUGUCAAAGAUAUUUUAUUCACUCUGCGACAAGAUCUUGGCAUCAAAGUGUCAAGUCGAUAUAAUAACUUAUCAUUUAAAGAGAAUUUUGAAACAAUUCUUUUUAGCAGCUUUAUUGAAAAUUUAUGUAUAUAUUCAGGGCAUCCUUCCUUUGGGUAUCAAUCUCCUAACUUCAAAGAAUCAUUAUUUAUUCAUCCUUCCUCAUCAGUGAAAAAUCUCAGAUUAGAACCUCCUAAAUUUUUGGUUUAUACAGUUUUUAUGGAAACUACAAGAAAUUUUAUUCUUGAUGUUACACCCUUAAAAGAAGAAACAGUUAAUAAGGCAUUUUCGAAAGGUAAUUAUGCAUUAACUGUUAAGGAUCUAAAACGACUACAAAUUCCACCUAUAACUUUGGGACCUUUUGGAGAAAAAAUUCUGUCUCGUUACAUUUUAGGUAAAGGUGGCGCUGUAAUUAAUAAUAUUAAGUAUCUGUUAGAAAAAUUAACUAAAAAUAAACAUUUUAGAAUUGACAUUUGUAGAGACAAGGGAUUAGUUAUUAUUCAUGUUGAGGAAAAAUUUCAUGAAAAAGUGUCUAAUUUUAUUCAAGAUAUCGUGAAUGAUGCAAGGAAGGAAAUGGCAAAAGAAACUGAUGUCAUCAAGAUGGAUGAUGGAUUUUAUUACUAUUGUUUAUCGACAGGUGGAUUGAUUCAUGAUAUAGUAAUGCCUGGAGAAUUUCGUGAAAUUAUAAUUGAACAAGUUGUGAAAAGUUUGUUAAGUGAAUUAGAAUCGAUGUUAAAAAAGUGUGGUCCUAUUCAGACCUUUGAGAUAAAUACUUUAAAAACUAAUAAACAUAGCAUUAAUGUGACAUAUUUAACUGUUGCUGAUGCCCAAAAUGCUCUUAGAAGUUUGUAUAAAAAUAACAAUAAAGGUAUUCAAGUUCGAAAUAUUGUUACUGAACAAGUCAAUAACUCUUCUAAACCUGCAUAUAAACUUAAGUUUACAUGGCCUCGUUUGCUUGGAAAAGGUACCGGCUCCAUAUUUUUCUCCUCUGCUGAGGAUCGUGUGAUGGUUUCUGGAAAAUUAUCUUCCAAAUCUUUGUAUGUUGAUAGCAAUCGUAUCUGUGUAUCACCCUCUCAAAAUGAACUCUCCCUUAAUUUGAAAAAUAUACCUCCAUCAGCAAAUGAAAGACUGUUGCAAGAAAAAAUAUCAGAGGCACUUCCACAUUUCUUAAGGAAGCUUGUAAAAAGAGUUGAAAUAAAUCGAAUGGACACUUUAGCUGUUGCAGAAAGUGAUAUCAUUAAGAUUAAAGACCAAUUGUUUCAAAGCUUAAGUAGGUUCACUCCACCUAGUAAAGUAAUGGUGGAUGUAAUGUCCCCAAUAGCUACUUCCAGAAACUAUGAAGCCUUUGCUUAUUUCAGUUGUGCUGAAGAUGGAAAAACUGCAUAUCAGCAAUUAAAUGAUACGUUGAAGGUUAAUAAUAUUCCGGUAACUAUUUUGGAGACAUUGCAGUCACAGGUCAAAUGCAAAGAGUAUGUUUAUGAUUUUCUACAGAGGGAUAUACACAGUGUUAUCAAGCAACAGGAAGGAAGGGUUAAGGUAACAAAAUUGUCUGAUUCUUUCGAGGAUCAAGUCAUUAUUGAAUUUUCUUGUAGAAGUAUUGAAAAACAUUACAUCAUAAUUAGAGAGCUUUUGAGACUGAUACAUGGCCGUAAAGUGGAAUGCCAUGGUAUCAGAAAGUAUUUUCAUCUCUUCACUGAUAGUGGUAAAAAAGUAUUGGACAGAAUCCAAGCUUGGACAAAAACUCUAAUCGAAUGUGAUACUGAGAAAAAGAUUGUUUUCAUAUAUGGUCACAGUGAAAUGUGUUUUAGGGCUGAAGCAGAAAUUCAUUCGUACAUUGAAACAGCGAAGUUACUCAAGACUAAGAGGUAUGAUCUGAAAAGCUCAGAUAUACCACCAGGAUUUUUGAAAGAACUUUAUUUUAGGUAUGGAUGGGAUUUGUAUGGUUUGAUCAAAAAAUUUGAUUUAAAAGCAGCAAAGGUUGAUGCAGAAUUUGGUAACCUUACAAUUGAAGGAGAAGUUCUUAAAAUUAAAAAAGUUGAGGACCAUUUAGAAGAAAUUUGUUCCAAGCUUCAUUCAAAAAAGACGAAUGAAGGAGAUAUUGGGUUUGGUAUUUGUGCUAUUUGUCUAGAUUUCAUGAAAUUUGAUUAUUAUCGACUUGAAAACUGUGGUCAUUCUUUCUGCAAAUCCUGUCUACUUUUACAGCUAGAAAGUAAGAUUAUUCCUGUGGCAUGUGCUCAAGUGAAAUGUAGAAAACCAUUUUUUCUCAUUGAUAUAAAUAGAAUUUUAUCUUUUGGUGACAAAAAUCUUAAACAAGAGUUUCAUAAUGCAGCUCUGCAGCAUUAUGUUCGUACUCAUUUUGGAAAAGUCAGUUAUUGUCCAACUCCUGAGUGUCGUUCUGUCUAUAGAGUUUCAAGCAAAUACGAUGUUAGUUUUCAUUGCCUUGGUUGCUCAAAUGACAUCUGCACAUACUGUCAAACUUUUUCCCACAAAGGAAUGUCUUGCAAGGUUUAUCAAAAUUCGAAAGUUGAUGAGGACUACUCGUUAAAGGUAUGGGUGAAAGAAAACAAAUCAUGUAAACUAUGACCCAAGUGAAAAAUAGCCAUUGAAAAAAACUGAAGGCUGUAUUCACAUAGAAUGUUUGAAUUGCAAAAGCCCCACCUAUGUUGGUUCUGUUUGAAAAUAUUCAAGUCUGAUGAGCUUGUGUAUAUGAUCAUUUACCUUACUGUCGUACAAUUCAGGCAUAGUUAAGGUUACUUGAGCUUUGUCAAAAAACGUUUUUCAUCUGUGAUAUACACAAAAUCUAUAUUUAUUAAUUGUUUCUGUUUUUUUAAGAAUUUAAUCUCUUUUAUAAAUAUUAUUUUGCAUUGUGUUAUACUAAAUUAAUAUUAGGAGUCUAAACUAUUAAAUAAUGAGUUAUAAAAUCAUAUGAAUCAUUAGUUUAAUUCAUUAUUUACACAAAUGUCUGUUUUAUGUUUAUUCAAUUUAGUUAUUAUUUUACAAAAGCUUCGGUUUGCUUUUAGUGUCAUCUUGCUCUAUUUGUUUAUAUUAUAAAGUUUAUUGUAUUUAUAAAUUUUUUAAAUAUACUGAUGAUGUUUAAUCUUGAGUUGAGUUGCAUUCAAGUUGCAUAAAUUAUUUUAUUUUAAAAAAUCCUCAUUUUUCCUUAUAUGUAUCAUUUUUUACAAAAGAAAAAUUAUCAUAUUAUUAGUUAUACUAUUUUAAUUAUACUUAUAUUAGUUAUACCUUUUUUUUCUUCAUUUUUCAUCUAAGCUUACUUCUUGUCAAUAUUGUUCUGUUUUUAGUCAUUGAAUGUAAAGUUUUAUGUAAGUUUUCAUUCAGUUAUAAGUUUAUUCAGUUAUAAAUUAAAAUGUUUUGAAAAAGUUUCAUUUUCAAAUUCUUGCCUUACAUCUUUAAAAUUGCAUUGUAA
Molecule: messenger RNA, 7677 nt
Organism: Parasteatoda tepidariorum (common house spider)
Lineage: Eukaryota; Metazoa; Arthropoda; Arachnida; Araneae; Theridiidae
Cellular component (GO): intracellular anatomical structure
Molecular function (GO): helicase activity; zinc ion binding; ATP binding
Source: RefSeq, a predicted model, not a curated record